AUGGCAAAGCGGGAGCCGCCGUCUGAGGAUGAGAUGCUCCGCGCCUUCAGGGCGUGCCCCGUGCUUGAUCGCGAGACGGCUGUCCAGCAUUGUCCGGAGGUGGUUGAGGUGUCCGAGAUGCUGGCCAAGUGUCUGGCAGUCCACUGGGAGUGGGUGCUGCUCGCGCUACUCGCGUGCGUUGGCGUUUUGAUUCCCGAGGACCGCUUCGAGACGGCCCCUUCAAUCGAGGUGCAGUCGUCCCUAUGGAUCAUCCUGAUUCACCCUGGGGCCACGAACAGUUCGGGCGUCAUCAGUCUCGUGACGAAGGCGAUGACGAAGCUCGUCAAUCGCCUGCACAAGUACGAGACUGACAGCUACGACGCCCAUUACAACGCUCUGUCGGCGGAGGAGCGCGGUGAAUAUGAUCCACCUCCGCGUCGCCAGGUGUUGGCUGGCGGUGCCUCUCUGCCCGCGAACGGCAUGAUAAUGAGCUGCCAUCAAAAUCGCGGCGCCGCGCUCGCCGCGGAGUGCGAGGUCGAAGGCGUGUUCUCCUGGUUCCAGAACGAGAUGGGCGUAGACAAAGCCGUUCCCGGGAAGCUCUGGGACGGCAACGCUUGGCAUCGUCCAGUCAUGGACAAAGCCCGCGCCUUCUCGGUUGACGCACCCUGGUUCGGGUUCAUUGCCGGGGCCCACAUUCCGGAAACCUUCAAAGCGACGAUUAACGAUGCUUUCGGGCUUCGGGAGCGCCUCACCGCGAGCUUCGCGGAGCCCCAGUGGCUGACCAUCAGGCAGAUCCGCGAGGCAUGCGCGCAGCUCCCCGUGCGGUCGCGCAAGCCCGCCGACUUCGUGGCCGGCCUGUUGCUGCCGCUCUUCAAGUGGCAUCAGGAGUCCAAGUACCACGGUAAGCUCCGGACCAAAUUCGACCGCAUGGCCUUGUCCACGCACGCCCUGCACGUGGUCUGCCAGAGGUUCCGCGAGUCGACCGCGCCAGCGCAGUACCGCCUUGACGACAACUGGGCGCAUAAUUUCUCGGCGCCCCCAGUGGUUUCCAAGAAAGCCGUCGCCAUGGCUUACUUGCUGGCGGAGAAGUGCGAGCACACCUGGAAGAUCUUGGACUUCGCGCGGAACGGCCACGGCAUUCCGCAGGAGGCAGGCUCCCGCGCGUCCCAGGCAACGCAGCCUGGAGAGGCGCCCAGCGGCCCCCCUGCACCACCCGCCCCUGCCCUUGUGGACACGCAGGCGGCCGCCGAUGCCGACGUGAUCGUGCUGACCGAAACCGUCGCGGGCAAGAUGGCGGGCAAGUGGUCGUGGACCAAGGAAGAGUUGAACAAGGUCAUGUCCAUGGGCACCGAGGUGUUCAAAGCCACUCUGGACAAGUUCCCCCUCUACGGCUGCUCUCUCCCCGCGCUGGUGGACGUCAUGCACGUGAUCUUGGCGGAGCCCGGGCAGUAUUUCUAUAACGGGAAGUCCGCCACUGUGGCGCGGCACGUGAAGGCCGUGACCAAGGAUACCUCUUUCUACGAGCACACGAUUCUUCUCCUCUUCAUUGCGGCGAAGGUGCUCCAGGCGCUGGGCCUUGGGGUGACCGUGACGACGCGGAAGACGACCCGGCCAGACCUGGUCGCCGUGCUCGCGGAGCUGGGGAUCUCCGAAGAGACGACGCCGACUCUGGCCGCAUACGUCGCCUCUAUUGACGCUGAGGAGCACCCCCCGCCGCGCGCCCCGGUCGUUGACUGGGGCCAGCGCCCGCCGGCCUCCGAGGUCGACGUGGGGUACCUGGCGGGCAAGUUGGGCCUCGUCUCCGCGCGCGAGGAGGCCCCGGUCGACGGCGCCGCGGCCCCGGCGGUGGAGCACGCUGCGCUGGCGCCAGCAGCUGCGGGCGGGCUGGACCUUGAGGGCAUUGCCGAAGGCGCCGAAGACGACGCGCGCGCG
This is a messenger RNA of Prorocentrum cordatum, 1911 nucleotides long. NCBI's taxonomy places the organism in Eukaryota, Dinophyceae, Prorocentrales, Prorocentraceae. The record is from the annotation of a GenBank genome assembly.